Molecule: messenger RNA, 858 nt
Organism: Amborella trichopoda
Lineage: Eukaryota; Viridiplantae; Streptophyta; Magnoliopsida; Amborellales; Amborellaceae
Source: RefSeq, a predicted model, not a curated record
AUGGCCAUCAAAGACAUACAUGGUUCGCAAGAGGAGGCAUACAACCAGUCACCCGUAUAUGUAAACCGUGUGAUGAAGACGAAUCCUGGUAGUUAUGCGACAAAACAAGUAUGGCAAGAUGGCAGAUUUCGUCGAAUGUUCAUAAGCUUUUAUGGCUCAAUUCAUGGCUUUAGAAGUGGAUGUCGACUACUUAUAUUUCUUGAUGGGACAUUACUGAAGGUACGAUACCUUGGAACUUUACUUGCUGCCAACUCAAUAGAUGGGGAAGAACAAGUGUUUCCUGUUGCAUUCACUAUUGAGGAUGCCGAAAAUCGUGAAAUUACUUUGUUGUCUGAUAGACAUUUUGACCUAGUGGAUACUAUUUGUCAAGUUUUUGAGAAUGCCCAUCAUGCCUUCUGUGAGCAUCAUUUAGUGGAGAAUUUCAAAAAGGAAGCAAAAGACAUACCUAAUGAUAUUAAGAAGACAGUUAUUAAAUAUUUUGUCGGAGCAUGUAGAGCAUAUAGGCCGCAAGAGUAUUUUGAGAAGAUGAGUGAAAUUAGGUCAAUUUCUGAGGACGCAUUCAAGUGCUGGAUUAUAGCAGCACGAGACAUGCCAAAUCUCCAGUGUGUUGACUUGAUUAGAAGACAAAUCAUGAAACUAAUGGCCACCCGUAACUUGGAAGCUGAAACAUGGACUACAACACUUACCUCGCAUUUGCAAAAUGAACUCAGAUUGAUUAUAAAGCAAUCACUUUCUGUUAACGUCACUGUAUCAAGUGGAGCAGUAGUUGAAGCAAUGGGUGCUCGCAUGAAUUAUAAGGUGACCUGGCAACCAUAUAAGGCAUCACAUGAAAUUGCAGAGUACUUCAUCUGUCGAUGA